Molecule: messenger RNA, 1700 nt
Organism: Oenanthe melanoleuca
Lineage: Eukaryota; Metazoa; Chordata; Aves; Passeriformes; Muscicapidae
Product: receptor-transporting protein 3-like
Exons: 2
Coding region: 125-1045 (306 amino acids)
Biological process (GO): protein targeting to membrane; protein insertion into membrane; detection of chemical stimulus involved in sensory perception of bitter taste
Molecular function (GO): olfactory receptor binding
Source: RefSeq, a predicted model, not a curated record
UAAAAACUUUGUAUAAAGAAGAAAAGUAUAGGGAAAAGGCAGUUACAUGUAUAUUAGCAUUCAGAAGCUGCAAGCUUGACUUGCAGGCUUGCUCACCACCUCUUCCCCAGCUUCAAGUGGAAUUAUGAUCACGUGGCAGAACAUUUUUGCAGUGAAGAUAGAAGAAAUGCACAUAACAGAUCCAUGGACACUUCUGGAGGAUGAUGGCCUGCAGGUGCAGGCAUGCAGGCCUGGCUGGAAGGAGUUUGUGCAGCGCCGUGCUCUUGGCAGGUUUCAGUGCUCCCAGUGCUUUCAAAAGUGGUCUUCUGCCAAAGUGCACAUCCUGUUCCACAUGUGCCACUGCCAAGGAUGGGGCACGGUACAGAUGCGAAUCUUUCGCCAGAAAUGCAGGCGCUGCCCCAACUCCCGGCUGGAGGAUCCUGAGUUCAGCCUGGAGACUAUAGAGACAAUUCUGCACAACCUGGUGCUAAAGAUCCUCCAGUACUUCUACAAAAAGCCUGUCCAGCACUGUGACCUCCUGGAAGUCGUGGUGGAUACACCGGUGACAGGGCCACACGACUGUGCCCGCUGCGAGGCCUGCCAGCUCGGCAUUUGCAGCAGGCCCCGCAGUGCCCCGGCUCUGGAUGCCUGGAAGCCCUUGGCAGAUGAGGGCAAGGCCAGGAUGAACAGCACCGAGCCACGGCCGGCCUGGCCAUCGGAUGUCUGGAAGUCCUUGACAAACAUGGGGCAGGCCGGGCUCCGUCGCGCUGAGUCGUGGUGGUCCCUGGGGUCGGAUGACUCUAAGUCCUUGAUUGGUGUGGACAAGGCCAGGACCCAUCACACUAAGUUGCAGCCAGCCCCAGCACGGGUUGCCCGGAAUGCAAACGUGUCCAGGACCACUCAGACCCUGAAAUGCCAGGCCUUAAGGCCCCAGGCAGGCUCGACCCAGCAGCCCUCACCCUCCAACAGAGACUUCCCCUGGAAACGCUGCUGCUGCAUCGGCAGCUCUUUGCUCUGUGUUUUGGCACUGAUCAUCUUCGUUGUGCUUUAUUUGACCGUGAUGUAGAGAGACCUGCAUGUCCUGUGGCCACAACUUUGGCCCAGAAAAAUGAGGUUAAGUUAGUUUGUAAGUACUUGUGUCCUGGCUUCACCUGGGAUGGAGAUAAUUUUCUUCUUUGUAACUGUUGCAGCAUUUUACUUUGGAUUUAAUAUGGGAAUAAUAAUGUUGAUAGCACACUGAUGUUUUAGUUGGUGCAAGUAGUGAUUACUCUAAGUUCUUAUGCUCUGCCAGUGGAGCAGGUGCACAAGGAGCUGGGAAGGAGCUCGGCCAGGACAGCUGACCAGAACUGGCCCAAGGGACUUUCCAUGCCAUAGAUUAUCCUGCUCAGUGGAUAAACUGGAGGAGUUGGGCAGGAGGAGCUGACUGCUCCAGGGGAUAGGCUGGAAAUUGGUCAGAGGGUGGUGAACAGCUGUAGUAUUCAUCUCUUGUCUUUAUUAUGUCUCUCUCUCUUUAUCUCUCUGUUAAUGAUUGUUAUUAUUAUUAAUAUUUACUUUGUUUCAAUUAUUGAACUGCUCUUAUCUCAACUCACAGACUUUACCCUUUUCCAGUCCUUCUUCCCAUCCCUCCGGGGCAGGGUGGUUCAACUGUAUGAGAGGUUGUGCUGUACUUAGUUGCUGGCUUAAACCACAGCAACUUGAAUAAACUUUUGAAAUAGCCUGUA